AUGGCCGUCCCUACCAAAGCUGCGGCCUUCGUGGCCUCGUCUCCGUGCUUCGCUGCCUUCCACAGCGCGCAAGUCACGUCAUCUUUAGCCGAGGGUGCCAAGAAGUACAUUGGUACGCACAAUGGCACGUUCCACUGCGACGAGGCGCUGGCUGUUUCGAUGCUCAAGCUGCUGCCAAAGUUCGCAGCCCACGACAUUUUGCGCACCCGUGACGAGGCCAAGUUGGCCCAAUGCGAGGCUGUCGUGGAUGUGGGCGGUAUCUACGACCCGGAGGCGCUGCGCUUCGACCACCACCAACGCACCUUCACGGGUACCUUCGACCAGCGCGAUACUAAACUGUCGAGCGCCGGUCUGGUCUACAAGCACUUCGGCCGCGAAAUUAUCCAGCACCUGGCUGCCCCCACGACGCUGGACGACGCCACACUGGACAUUCUGCACCAGAAGGCGUACAAGAACUUCGUCGAGCACAUUGACGGCAUUGACAAUGGCGUCGAAGUGGCUACUGCAGGAGACGCUAAGCUGACCUACAACUACCAAGUGUCAACUAGUCUGAGCAACCGCGUGGGCUACUUGAACCCGCGCUGGAACGAGGACCAGAGCGAGAAGCGCGUCAACGAGCAGUUCCAGCAGGCCAUGUACAUGACUAUUACUGAAUUUACGGACGCCAUCCACGACCUCGUGCACUCGUGGCUUCCUGCUCGCGAGAUCGUGGAGAAGGCUGUGUCCAACCGCUUCCAGACACACAAGUCCGUUACAGAGCGACACCAGGAUGCACUUACGAACAUGCCGUAUAUUAUUGUAGGCAGAACGCAGACGACGCAGCAGAAACCUGUAGUGCGUGGAAGAUACGCCAAGUUCAAUGGCACUAUGGACGUGAUGCUGUUGGAGGCGCUGCAGGUCAACAACCCGUUCACUGCCAAGCACGGCACGAGGCUGCAGAUGUGGCAGAAUGUGGCCGAGUCUAUCGGUAUGCAGGUGUUCAAGAACCCGGGAGCUUUUUCGUGGCACACGUGUCGUGAUCGAGUGACGGCGCUGAUGAAAAUGUACACAGAUGGCAAGCACGACAAGUUAUUUAAACACGGAACGAUGGAGGAGAAUGCCCGCAAGGAGACGAUUCUGCGCGAGAUCAACGAGACGCUUCUCCGGAAGAACCACAAGAUGGCUGGACAGACGGUAGGGGACGGCAAUGGCAAGGAGAGAGUCAUCGGGACGAAAAGUGAUGGCGCUGGCCUGAGCUCUGCUGCUGCCUCCACGGCGCUGGCGCAGAAACGACGGAAAUUGGAGAAUGCUAUGAGUGGCAAAGUGACUGCUGCUACCGACGCUCAUGACGGUAGCAGUAGCGAGAACUUCCGUGCGCGGAUUCUGGAGCUAAUUGAGAGCAAGAUUCAGUUUGACAUGGAUCAACGGCAGAAGGAGACGGAGCUUCGGGAACAGGAGUUUGAGCUGCAGAAGCGGUUCCUGGAGUAUUUACAGUCCAAGUAGGUUGACGGGAUAUGCUGGUGAAGAGUGGAGUGAGCAGAGUCAUGUGUCAUGGCGUAAUACGUACAAGAGGGUGAAUAAGCUGCUCAUAUUGAUUUCUUGUUUCGCGCUAUGCUGCGCCUAGGUCGUAGCAUUGCAGUCUGACUGGUUACCACCAAGCGCUUUGGCCUCUUCCUGCAUGCUCUGCAGUAACUUAGCGAUGUUCUGUUUGAGCUCACACAGCUCCUCUUUCUCUUCUUGUGAGUCCCAUUCCUCCAAAUUCUCGUCUGAUUCUCCUUUCGCUUCUUGUUCAACUUCUUCGUCGCUGUGUAUCUCGUCUACGUCC
Molecule: messenger RNA, 1804 nt
Organism: Phytophthora nicotianae INRA-310
Lineage: Eukaryota; Oomycota; Peronosporomycetes; Peronosporales; Peronosporaceae
Exons: 3
Coding region: 1-1482 (493 amino acids)
Cellular component (GO): cytoplasm; nucleus
Source: RefSeq, a predicted model, not a curated record